Cordyceps fumosorosea ARSEF 2679 is the source of this 1893-nucleotide messenger RNA. Its product is annotated as SET domain protein. NCBI's taxonomy places the organism in Eukaryota, Fungi, Ascomycota, Sordariomycetes, Hypocreales, Cordycipitaceae. The transcript is spliced from 2 exons. The record is from RefSeq and is a predicted model, not a curated record. Gene Ontology annotation, cellular component: nucleus. The coding region runs from base 1 to 1893 and encodes 630 amino acids. Gene Ontology annotation, molecular function: protein binding; histone H4K20 methyltransferase activity.
AUGCCUCCCGCCAAAAAGACGGCCGCCCCCAAACGCCCCGUCCUAACGUUGGCUCAACUCUCCGCAUACGACGAUAUUCUAACCGAUGCUCUCGUCGAUCAUGUCUUCUACUGGACCACCAUCCCAAAGAACCGCCCCUCGUACCACCCGACCCGCGGCGUCGUGGAAGACUCAAUCGCCAAAAUCCUCCAAGAUGAGGCCGUCAUAAACAAGAACCCUGCCGCCGCAGAGGUCAAGCUCCUCGAGACCGACGGCCUGCGCAGAUUCUCGGCCGCUCUCAAAACCGACAAGGAAAGAGACGACUUUCGCCGCCACCUCCGACGCUACAUUAACAUAUAUCUUCCGGACUGUCCCUGGGAAGUCAAUUCCACAAAUCGCUACACCGUCAUCAACCACGAAGCCAGCAUCACCGCUCGACGACCCAUCCGCCGCAACGAGAGCAUCAAGUACCUUUCCGGCAUGAAGGUGACCAUCACACCCGAAGAGGAAGACUUGAUCUCGAACCGCAAGAAGGACUUUAGCAUCGUCGUCAGCUCCCGAAGCAAAUCCACCAGCCUUUUCAUGGGACCUGCCAGAUUUGCAAACCACGACUGCGAUGCCAACGCCACACUCAUGACGACGAGCCACGCCAGUAUCGAAAUUGUCGCCAUGCGCAACAUUGCCGUCGGCGAGGAAAUCACAGUCACCUAUGGCGACAAUUAUUUCGGCCAAGAUAAUUGUGAAUGUCUUUGCAAAACGUGCGAGGAUGAAGGCAGAAACGGCUGGGAUGACGGUACGAGCAAGCCAACCCAGGAUGAGGGCGAGGCAGCACUCAAGGCGGACACGUAUGCGCUGCGUAGACGCCGACGCGAUGACAGCAUCAGUGGUUCCUCUCGAACGCCCUCGGUCACGCCUGCUAUGCGACCAAGAGUUCGCAAGACGCGGACCGCCUCGAAACUGCAGCAAGAUGGCGGAGCAGAUUCAGCGGCUUCACCUGCCGCCUGCACCUCAUCCGCGGUCGAAUCGACGCCGCGGUUGGGCAAGCGCACUUUUGACGCGAUGGCUACACCGCCAGUAACACCGGCCAAGAAGCUCAAGCAGACAGUCGAGCUGGUCGACGCUGCGCGCGAGGCUUCCCGUGGCAGCUCAGUUAGCGACAGCAUCACAAGUCAAGACGAGCCACUCGAGACGGAUGUUUCGUCGCCCGAACCGUCGGAGAAGCCCAGGGAAGCGGCUAACCGUGUAUCGGCUAACUCGUCGGAAGAAAGCGAAGCUUUGGAGUCGGAUUCUUCGUCGCUUGAGCCCUCGGAGGAGCCCAGGGCAGUGGUCAUGCCUCCAUCGCCCAACUCGUCACAAGACACUGAGUCACCACAGAAAUCGGAUGCUACCUGUAUCGUCAUGAGCGACGAUGAGGCUGCGGACAGCAUAACAGUCAGCAUCGAGCCGGUGGAUGAGGUGCAAAAGGCAAAUGCGCCGGUGGUGACCAAACGCAAGUACCAGCGCAGGGUGUUCCGGGAGAAGACGCCGCCUGCGAGAGUGAGAGUGCCUGGCGACUAUGUCCUGACGCCACUUUUACUUUCAGAGCCUGCGAUGGCUUGGGUUCAGUGCAGCAUCUGCAACACAGCAUUCGUACAGCCCAAUGCGUACUAUACACGUGCAUCGUGCCCUCGAUGCGAGAGACAUUCGAAGGUGUAUGGGUACAUGUGGCCAAAGACGGACAAGGAGGGUCCGGGCGACAAGGAAGAGCGGGUGCUGGACCACCGGACGGUGCACCGGUUCCUGGAUCACAAGGACGAGAGAGUGGCUCGGGGGCGGAAGGCCUUUGAGCAGAAAUCGACGGCGCGAGAUGAGGGCAUUCGGCGAACUGCGCGGCCUCGGAAGAAGAGCAGGAAGCUGACGGAAUCCCUUGCAUAG